Messenger RNA from Penaeus indicus, 507 nucleotides. RefSeq names its product homeobox protein notochord-like. The record is from RefSeq and is a predicted model, not a curated record. Lineage: Eukaryota; Metazoa; Arthropoda; Malacostraca; Decapoda; Penaeidae. Gene Ontology annotation, biological process: brain development; central nervous system development; regulation of transcription by RNA polymerase II. Gene Ontology annotation, cellular component: nucleus. The coding region runs from base 1 to 507 and encodes 168 amino acids. The transcript has a single exon. Gene Ontology annotation, molecular function: RNA polymerase II cis-regulatory region sequence-specific DNA binding; DNA-binding transcription factor activity, RNA polymerase II-specific.
AUGGACCAUCUCUCAGUGAUGCAUUUCCAAUCCCAUCCGUGGGCCUUCAGUCAUUCAUGGGCGCCGCCCGUCAGCCCUCCAAGCACCGUUGCCCCCAGUCCUCCGCCCACCCACAGGACUCUCUCAAGGAUGUCCGAGAAAGCAAAGGCCUUCACCAUCGACGCCCUUCUGGGUCUUGACAUACAAAAGGAUCUUCCUACCCCAACCCCCUCCCCACCUGCGUCUCCGAUUUCCCUUCUACAGCAGGAGUCCUACGACACCGUCCUCAGGGACGCCCCCGGAAAGAUCAAGCGACAUCGCACAGUGUUCACGGACUCGCAGCUUCAGCGACUGGAGGAGGAGUUCCAGCGGCAGCAGUACCUGGUGGGCCCCGAGCGGCGCUCUCUAGCCAGCCAACUGGAGCUGAGUGAGCUGCAGCUCAAAGUGUGGUUCCAGAACCGACGCAUCAAGUGGCGCAAGAACCAGGUCAACGCAAAUGAAUAUCCAUCUCCGCUCUUGACCCAAUAA